Messenger RNA from Arachis stenosperma, 1516 nucleotides. RefSeq names its product F-box/kelch-repeat protein At3g23880-like. The transcript has 2 exons. Gene Ontology annotation, molecular function: protein binding. Bases 113 to 706 code for a protein of 197 amino acids. The record is from RefSeq and is a predicted model, not a curated record. NCBI's taxonomy places the organism in Eukaryota, Viridiplantae, Streptophyta, Magnoliopsida, Fabales, Fabaceae.
UAGAAAUUGGAAAUAGAUAAGAGUCUUUGCAGUUGGCAAGUUUCAAGUUUGAGACGUUAAACCAUUUGGCCGCCGCCGAAACCGAGCAGUACCACUCUCCCUUCAAGUUGUUAUGGAGCAGCCUCAUGAUUAUCACGAGAGGAACAGGAAUCCUUUAAGAAUCACCAGAAACGCCCCAAAACGGCUGCUGCCUUCGACGGUAACUUCAUCGCAGCCGCUGCCAGUCCUUCCGGAUGAACUCCUCACAGAAAUCUUUCUGAGACUUCCGGCAAGGCUGCUUCUUAGUGUACGGAGUGUGUGCCGUUCAUGGAGAACCCUAAUUUCCAGUUCCCAAUUCGCCAACUACCAUGUUCAACGUUCAAUCACCGCCGAUCCAACCUUGGGUGGGCUCCGAUUUGUUGUUUAUCAUCAUACUUGCCACUACAGUGGAAAUUUCUCCGUACGAUGCUUGUUCGAGAACCCUUCCAAACCUACUGACGAUGCUCUCUUCCAGAUAAGCGGUUGCCACCAAAUUAUUGGCUCUUGCAAUGGAUUGAUGUGCUUGCUUGAGAAAGUUGGCACCGACUACCGUGUCAUGCUGUGGAAUCCCUGUACCGGAUUGACAUCCGAUUUGCUGGAAAUUCGGGGUUAUACCAUAUGGGCUUCCGGCUUCGGCUAUGAUCAUGAAUCCUUCCAUGAGAACGAUUCAAGAUGUUUCAUUUCGUAGAAUAUAUGGUACUAUUACAGUGUUAAAAGGGGUAUUUGUGCCUGGCACUGCCACUCUGAACUGGAUUCUUAGGCAUGACACACGGACUCUGGAUUUCUUGCUGGUUCUUUCCCUUGACUUGGUGAACGAGACUUGUACUCAGUUUUCCCUGCCCCUCAACAAUACUCAGUAUAAUAAAACCAUCUUCCCACGGUUAUGUUUGCUGAGGAACUGCCUUGCAUGUUGUUUUAAUCAUGAGAAACUUAAGUGGUCUGUGUGGGUGAUGAAGGAGUAUGGAGUGCCUCAAUCUUGGACUAAAUUGGCCAUCAUCCCCUAUCACUCCUAUCGCUCGAGUCUAUCUUCAGGUAUAUCUGAUGAUCAUUUACUGCCAUUGUAUAUCUGGGAAAAUGUUAUUAUGGCAGCUGCAUCAUAUUCAAGAAUAGUUCUUUAUAACAUGGAUAAUGGCAGCUUUAAAUUUCCUGUAUUGGAACCUACUUCUCCGUCUUACUAUUUUGGAUUGCAAGUCCAUAUUUAUCACGAAAGCUUAGUUUCACCACCAUAUCUUGGCCUUCGAAGUAGCUCAUCCCAAAUCAGGUUGAUCAAACCCUAGUAUACAAGCUGGCUUCUAAAUGGUUUGACUCUGGUCAACUCCUUUUUUUGUGUUUUGAGAGUUCAUCUGUUCUUGCUUUUCUAAUUUAGUGAUUUAUUUAUCUAAUUUUUUACAAAACUAUACUUUCUGUUAUGAUUAUUGCCCAUUUCAUAUUCACAUGCCCAAGCUGAAUUUGUAGGAAUUACCAUCAUUAUGCUUGAGAUGAAGCUCUCAUCUUAGAU